ACCCACCCAAAGGCAAUUAAGGGUAAAGGACGACAAAAAUAUUUGAUGAACUUUUUUCUUCUCUCUCUGCCUCAAACGGGACAGAGGAAGGAGUCGUGGGAUCUCGAUGGAACUGGAAUUAAAGACCAACGCUUACUGGGAGUUUUGUUGAUUUUUCUUUAAGGAUGAUUUAAAGCUAACCGCGAAGCAUCCGGUUGGAUAAACUUGCAAGUAAAGCGAGAAGAAGCAGCCGAAACUUUUUUUUUUUGGAGGGGGCCCGAAGCAAAACCCCGAAGAAGAAGAGGAGAAAGAAAAAGAAGGGGGAUGGAUAGUUUUUGCGCAAUGACGCGCUGAUGGGAGAAAGCUAAAACCUCUCGGAAAACCUCUGGGAAAGUUUUUUUUAAUUGGUAUAUUUUUUUUGUUUUUGUGGCGCCCUUUAAGGAGUCGCAAGAGAUCGAGAUCGGAUCUCUGGGUCCUGAUCCGGAGGACGAUGGGGGCCGCGCCGGGCUCGGGCUGGGAGGAGGGCGAGUUCGAGUUCAAGCUGGUGUUUGAGGAAGACCCGCCUCAGCGGCAGAUCCAGGGGCCGUCCCCGGCGCGCACAGCCGAGCCGGAGAGCUCCGUCGGCGGGGAAGAGGAAGAUGAUGGCGCCCUGUUGCGGCUGGACUCCAGCAACCUCGACAACCACUUAGCCAUCGCUCAUGCAGGACACUCAAUCAACAUCCCCAGCCCGCCGCCCUCGUCCAAUCAGAGGGCAGGGAUGCAUUCGCCACCUCCCCGACGGGCCGCCGUCAGAGAGUUCAGCGGCACCUAUGAGAGCCUGCCGGCCCGCUCCGUUCAGGUGUCGGAGUCCUGUGUGGUUGAGUGCCCCAGCAUUCAGAUCACCACCAUUUCCCCGGAGGAUGACCCGGCGCCGCCCGUCCCCAGCUACUGGGACAUGGGCAGCGGCGGCGGCUGGGACAGGGAGCGCCUCUACCUCCCCCUGCUGGACCCUUUCUCCUACCGCGACCGGUUCCCCGGCUCCCUCAGCCCCAGCCCCGCCUCCAGCCCGUCGUCCCGCGGCUGGCUCAGCCCCGCGUCCAGCUGCGACUCCCUGCUGGUGGAGGAAGAGGAGCUCAAUGAGGCCAAUGUCGGUUUCGGACUCUCCCCGUCCUCCAGGCCCACUUCCCCAGGAGGAAAGAAGCGCAGGAACUCUCCUCUGGCGUCUCCCUGCAUCUCGCGGAGGAGCAGCUACUCGGAGGACCUGCAGGGAUGCAACCUGGAGGGCGGAGAGUCCGCCUCGCAGUCGCAGGCGCUGCCCGGCAGCUGUGAGCUCAACAUCCCGCAGAAAACCAGGAAGACGUCCCUGGAGCAGUUGUCUCCCAGAGAAGUGGACCAGGAGUCGGGUCUGGGCCGAAGCUCCCCCUGUCCGCUGCCGGAGACCCAGCAGCCCAGGAGAGAGCCCCCAUCUCUGGGAAUGGACUACCUCCCUGUUCCCCCUGCCCUGGCCUGGGGCAGAACCAGAGCCAGCGCCCACAGUCCUCUCUUCAGGUCUAAUGCUUUGCCUCCACUUGACUGGCCGCUCCCGUCCCAGUUUGACCAGUAUGAGCUGCGCAUCGAGGUGCAGCCCCGGCCACACCAUCGAGCCCACUACGAGACGGAGGGCAGCAGAGGCGCCGUCAAAGCCGCACCAACAGGACAUCCUGUUGUCAAGCUGUGCGGUUAUGCAGAGAGGAAGCCGCUGUCGCUGCAGGUUUUCGUCGGAACGGCUGACGACCGCUCAAUCAGGCCUCAUCCUUUCUACCAGAUACACAGGGUGACCGGGAAGAUGGUCGGCACCGCCAGCCAUGAAAGCGUCCAGGCAGGGACCAAACUGUUGGACAUCCCCCUCAACCCCGAGAACAACAUGACCGCCCUCAUCGACUGCGCUGGGAUUCUGAAACUGAGAAACUCCGACAUCGAGCUGCGAAAAGGCGAAACGGACGUCGGGAGGAAAAACACCCGCGUGCGUCUGGUGUUUCGUACUCACCUCCCUGUAGCGCCCCCUGUGGGCCCUCCCGGGCGCGUCCUGGCUCUGCAGGUCGCCUCUUUACCCAUUGAAUGCUCUCAGCGGUCGGCCCAGGAGCUUCCUGUCAUCGAGUCCGUCAGCGUCACGUCCUGCUCGGUGGAGGGAGGCGAGGAGCUGCUGCUGAGCGGCACCAACUUCCUGCCGAUCUCCAGAGUCCUCUUCAUGGAGAGAGGCACCGAUGGGAAACUACAGUGGGAGGAGGAGGCGCAUGUGGACCGGGACAACAGCAACGAGUGUUUGCUGUGUGUGAGGGUUCCUGCCUACAGCGACCUCUCCGUCAGUCGGCCUGUGUCCGUCAGUCUGUACGUCUCCAACGGGAAGAGGAAGCGGAGCAGCACGCACUGCUUCAAGUACCUUCCUGUUAUGUUUAAAGAAGAGGAUCCUUUGCUGUCCCGUCCCUCUGUUCCCCCUCUGGACGGGGGAACUGUGGGUCCGCCCAGAAUGGACAGAGGCUUCCACGUGUCCGACGACCGCGGCCUCGGCUUCCACCUUCCCCCCUACCCCUCCACCUACUCCCCUCCCUGCCCGGCCAUGAGCUACCAAGAGGAGUACUGCCCCAAACCCGACAGCGCCGUGGAGGAGCCAGUCGGGUCCAGGGCGCCACUGUCCGAGCGUAACCCCAGCUUUGAGAACCUGGAGCUGGGCUUCACCGAACUGCUCCCCCCUCUGUAUCCCCGCGGUCCUCAGCCUCCGUCCCCGUCUCCUUCCCCAUGGCUGGACUCCCCCUACCUGUCCUCUUCACCCUCUCCGUCCCACUCCUCCUCUCUCAGCCCAUUCCCCACUGAAAGCCCCCUCGCCAACUCCCCGCUGCCCCCAAUCCCCACAUCGCCUUUCCCGCAGUACUCCACUUAUCCUCAGGAGCUGUGUCCCUCGCCUCCGUCCAACCCUUACCAGGACGCCUGUCCGGCGCCGUACUCCCACUACGAGGGCUGGGAACCUCAGGGAAGGAUGCUGGGUACGAGUCACGGGGGAGAGGGGGACGCCAAGAACCAGGAGUGUCCACUGGAGUUUACCAGCUCGGCCUCUAUGCACCACAUUACCUUCGAAGAAGUGUCAGAGUUCAUCGGGGAGGACAUCCAGGCCUACCAGUCAGGCUCGCACAUGAACAACUAGUCCAGCUUGUGAUGAACCCGAUUUGGCGUUCAGCAUCUUUUUAAAUUCCCUUUGCACUUGGUAUUAAGUUGGGAUAACUGCAGUAGCACAUAACUGACAGGGGAAUCUGGUGGCAAAUGUAUGCAAUUUUAUUCCAACCACUGUUUUAUAAAAGGGAAACUGAUGUUUUAAAAUAUCUGCCAAAAUAAAUUAUAUAAGAAACUA
Messenger RNA from Xiphophorus maculatus (southern platyfish), 3340 nucleotides. RefSeq names its product nuclear factor of activated T cells 4 (gene nfatc4). Gene Ontology annotation, biological process: calcineurin-NFAT signaling cascade; cytokine production; regulation of transcription by RNA polymerase II. The record is from RefSeq and is a predicted model, not a curated record. Lineage: Eukaryota; Metazoa; Chordata; Actinopteri; Cyprinodontiformes; Poeciliidae. The transcript is spliced from 13 exons. The coding region runs from base 470 to 3136 and encodes 888 amino acids. Gene Ontology annotation, molecular function: transcription factor binding; RNA polymerase II cis-regulatory region sequence-specific DNA binding; DNA-binding transcription factor activity, RNA polymerase II-specific. Gene Ontology annotation, cellular component: transcription regulator complex.